CGUUUUGGUUACCCUAGAAAAUGCCGUGUUUGUUUGUAAUGGAAAAGGAAGUGAUACAAAAACAAACAGCAAAUGAUAGUUUGAAAAAAUAAAUAAAUAAAUAACUGCAUGAUUAUAUCAAGUUAUGCAACAUUGUCAAACUGAGUUUACCGUGCAAGUGUUAAGUCUAGUAGUACGGUGCCGUGUAGUUACGUAACUUGAUGGGUUUUUUUUUUAAUCUGGCACUUGAUGGAUACAUGGCCCCUUACUUACUACAAUGAAAUAUAAUAAAACACAAGAUUUCUUCAUAAAGUAAUGAAGACUGUUUGUAAUUCUAGACCCCAGUCGUACUACGUCUAAAAUGAGAAACACAUUAGAAAGUGAUUUUGUAUUUGUCUGUAGUACUUGUACAUUUUGUGGGAAAGCGUAUACGCCACUGUAUUGUACAAAAAGUGCGUUUUCUGGUUGCCUGGUCCUAUUUUUUAGUAUCGGGGAAGGUCCAGGGUAGAAAAAAAAAAUCAGUGUUGUUAAAAUGCAAUGAAUAACUUUAUUGGAUCUUGGUUCAUGCCGCUAAUUUAAGGCAUGUAAAACAGAGGGUUUAUAAAAUGUCUGUUAUGAUUUCAUUCGAUGCCAGUGGCAAUUAAAUAAGUCCACAGAGCAGUUUCAAACACUGUCUAACCAAAAAGUUAAGAAUGGGGGAGUGUGUGUUUUGUUUUUCAUCAGGUAAAAGAAGGAAGCCCUCCUAGAAGAUCACUGGAUUGGGAUCACAAUCAAUCAUUACCAAAAAAAAAAAAAAAAAAAAAUUAAGAAAAAAAAAUAGCAGUAACGGUCUUCAAGACGUUAUCUGAUCUCUCUGUUUUCUGGUUGCUGUUAAAACUCAGCAACUCCCCUCCCCUAUUUCUCUGUAUCACAGCCCUUCAAUGAACUCUGUAGCGGAAGAUUUAUAAUUGUUUGUCCAUCCCAUUUUACUGGGCUGUCUGCUACAGCCCCACCCAAAGCACAGGAGAGGAAUCCCCCCAAAAAGGACUUGUUCCCUCCAGUACUUGUGAUUUGCGGGCAACAUAGAGUUGCGGGCACCAGAAGGCUGUUGGUGAAUUGAGUCUUCAAAGCUGUGUGACGGAGAGGGGGAAUAAACAAGAGUUUCUCAGGCCUCUUUAAGUAUAACUCAUGGAGUGAGUGUUCCUUCAGGCCCUGCAGGAGAAGCUGAGUGAAAGUGGGUGAAGAAGGGGCAGACCCACUGAACAGCAACAGAGAAGAGUCUUUUGGUCCGGUCUGGGAAGCGAAGGGAUCCAAGAAGAGGCUUUUUCAGUUGAUCCUGAUCAUCAGAAGAAAGACAGACCUACAUUGAGACAGGAGUUGUACCUAUACCAAUCAGCUCUUCAGCCUCAUCUGUAGAGACAAGUCAUCAGAAUGUCCAGCCAAGGAGAUGACUGCUAUUUCUUUUUCUACUCCACCUGUUCCAAGGGUGACAGCUGUCCGUUUCGUCACUGCGAAGCAGCUCUGGGCAGUGAAACAGUCUGCAACCUCUGGCAGGAGGAACGUUGCUUCCGGAAAGUGUGCAAGUUCCGCCACAUGGAGAUCGAGAAAAAGAGAAAUGCAAUUCCCUGCUACUGGGAGACCCAACCUGCUGGAUGCAGGAAGUUGAACUGCGCUUUUCACCAUGAAAAAUCUCGCAUAAUCGAUGGAGUUUUCAUUCCACCCAGUCAAACUCCACUCAUGAGAAAAGAAGUCAAUGAGGUGCAGCCCCCAGAGCCUGUUCCCCCAACCCUUGCUCCCUCCAACCCCCCGAACCCCCAGCUCCGAGGGGUGAUCAAGGCAGAGACUUUGGAGAAUGUGCCCAGUCCCACACACCCCCCCGUUGUUAUUAAUGCUGCAGACGAUGAAGAUGAGGACGAUGAUGAUGAGGUCUCUGAUGAAGGAGAGGAUGGUAAACCUGGGUUGGUGUCCUCUCCUGAUGGACUCCAGAAUGGCCUGGUGAUCACUGGCACAAGAAAACACAUCCCCAGUCCUACCAAAGAUGACUCAUUAAACUUUGGCAUUAAAACACUUGAAGAAAUCCGACUGAGAAAGGCAUUAAAGGCGAAUUUAAUAAAAUCUGGUAAUUACUUAAGUGGUGUCGUUCCUCUAGCCGAACAGCAGGACAGGACAGGUCUGGAGAAGGAAAUUGUGAGGUCCGUGGUGAGACCAGCCUGCCUCUCAACAAAGAAAGUUGUCCCGGUCCAAGGUGAUGCUUUCAUGAAACGCAACAUAGCUGAAAGGCUGGGCAAACGAAAGGCAGAACUGGAGGGAGAUGUAGUUGUAAAAAAAGUUGAGAGCAAUCUUUCCGUGAAGCGCUGUCUUGCUGAGAGGCUAGGCAGGAAAGUGGAUUCCGCAGAGGAGCGCGCAGAUGUCAUUCUCAAUAAAGUGCCGAAGUCAAUGAGGAAACGUCUGGGAUUUCCUGUGGAACAGCCAGCUACUGAAACAGGGAAUGACAAUCGAGCAAAAUGGUCUGGUGUGGUCCGCAUAAAGACUCUUGAGGAGAUUCGACUAGAGAAGGCGCUGAAGAUGCAGGGAGAGAGGGAGCAAAACCGCCCAAUACAGCCCUCAGCCCGGACAGUGAGCCCAGGGAAGAAACCCAGCAAACCCCUUGUGAACGUUGAUGUCAAAACCUCUGAAAUCCAGCACACCAAGAAGCAGGAACAGCUGGAGGAGCAGCAGAAAGCUGCCAGGAGCCUCCUCCUCGAGACGGCAGCCUCAGACACACAGAAAGAGAGGAAAGAGGCAGCACCAGGGAAAGGGCUGUCUGAGCCGGGGGAGGUCCGGGUGAAGACCUUGGAGGAGAUCCGCAGAGAGAAGGCAGCUCGAAUGCAGCAGAGAGCUGGGAAGGCGGAGAUGACUGAGAACAACCCCGGGGCUGGAGAUCAGAGAGACGCCGCUGCCACAAGACGACGGAUCCUGCGUAUUAACAAAGCAGCAGGAGCCCUUGGUAAAAAUGAUAAAGUAGUAGAGUCCACGAAGGAGCCUGAAGAACCAUCCCCCGAACCCGACACCUUGCAGGCGGCAACAACAAAUGGGAGCAGCAGCGCCCCAGUGGAGAAAGUGUUGGUGAAGAGCUUUGAGGAGAUCAUGAGAGAGAAGCGACUUCGUAAACAGCAGGGAGACUCCUCACCAGCCUCCAUCGAGCCGGGCGCGACGACUCCUGCCCCUCUUAAACCAGUAGAGGAGGCUCCAGCCGGUGUCAAACAGGGCCAGCUUUUACCAGUUCCUGCCCAACAAAGAGCAACACAGCCAGCCGCUGCCCAACCAAGAGAACGUGCUCCUGUCUUGCUUAAAAAAAGAGACCUUGUCCCUGCCCCUGUCCAGCAGAGAGCGACAUCACCAGCUAGUGUCAAACAGUGCGAGACAGAUACUGUUCCUACCUCUGUCAAGCAGAAAGAGACCACAUCUGUCAAAGAGGGACAGCUUUCCCAAACAUCUGUCCAGCAAAAAGAGACAUCACCAGUGUCAGUCCAGCCAAGUAAGAAAGUUCCUGCGUCAAACAAAAAGAGAGCGACAGUUCCUGUCUCCUUUAAGACGACAGAGAAAGUCCUUGCUUCAGCCAAACGGCUUUCACCAGCCACUGCUGAAAAGAAAGAGGGUGUACCGGACCCUGUCGUAGAAGAAAAAGCAGUACAGUCUCCAUCAGGUCCAAAAGACAGUGCUUCCCCAGUGACCCCAGAGGAGCCCCAGCCUGAAGCAGUGCAGCAGGCAGUGGCUGAAAAACCAGCAGUACAGGCACCUGAGCCAAAAGUGAGACCAAAGCUGAAUGUGAAGCCGUCGAUGAUGAAGCCAGCUUCCCCCGUGAGGCUGGGACAGAAACGUAAAGCUCCUGAGAGCCACCCGUCGGCUAUAGCUGCUGUGAAACCCAUGAACAGCGCGUCCUCUACAGAGGAAGAGCAGGAGCCUCCCCACAAGCAGUCUGAGACUGUUGCAAAUUCAGAUAAACCAGAGACAUUGCCCAAAAAUGACUGUCCGUCUGAGCCACGCAAGAAACCGGUAAACUCUCUGCAGAAAUUCCCUCUGGCAGAGGCCGAAAGGACCAAGCCAGCAGCGGUACAGAGUACCCCAGCAGAAGAGCCCCAGCGAGCUACAGAAAGCGUGGUGGUGGCCAGUCCCUCUGCCCACCCUCAGCGGCCCGCCCAUCAGGUGAGGACUCGCAGGCUGAGCUCAGUGUCCUCGCGGGCCGGCGCCUCCCUCAACAGCUGCGCCGCGGUGGACGACUUUGAGGAGUUGAUGAAGGAGUUCUCUGAUGACCGGCUGGAGGACGAGCUUGAGUUGGACCCGGCCAAGGGGGAAGAUGACCUGCUACUGGAGCUCUCCGAGAUGAUCGGCAGCUAGGGACCUCGCCUGGGAGAGAGGCUGUGAGGGGCUGACGGGGGAAGGGGUGGUAGUGCGGUAGUGCACAGGCACCCAAAGGUCACUCAAAAAAAAAAAAAAAAAAAAAAAAAAAAAAAAGUUUUUCUUUUAUUCUUAAGAUUCAUGUUGGAGGGGCUUUUGGGAAUGCAGAGCUGGCACCACAUACUAAAAAAAACAAAACAAAAAUCAGCAUAUGGGCUUCGAGUAGCACCCAUCACAUUUUUUUUAGGUCCUUGAACCUCUUGGAGCUUUAUGUUUGCUACAAAUGGAUAAGACUGAAGUGGCUCGUUUGCCCCCACAACCACUGCUGCUCCCGCCUCCAGUGCUGUCUCUACACCAGUCCCAGACUUGUAAUGAAUGCAGAAUGGUUACUUCUUGGUUUAACCUCUUCACCUGACUAGCAGUUUGCACUGCCUUAACUGGUGUGUCUCAAGUUAGCAUUCCUUGCAUGCUCAGGAUCUCUAAUCAAAGACAAGGGGCAGCAUUUGAUUUCUUUUAAUUUAACUGUUUCUCAAUUUAUAACUUUAAGAAGCUCCCCCUUCCCUUUUCCCAGUGAGUUAUAUAGUAUAGGUCAGUUUCUGUGCAUUUAGCUGUUAAAUGUAUGAGACUUUUACUACCUGUUCCCAAAGGGAAUUCUAAUUGCAUAUUGCUUUUUUGUAUGUAUGUUUCACUCUUCAGAAAGACAAAGUCCCCAGAAACUAACAAAUACCGAUCAAUGUUUUUAGAUUUAUUUUUCGUCUGCAAAAAGGACAAUUUUUUCAUGUGCAGUCGUUCAUGUAAGUCACCAACUGUUCCACCUGACCAGAAAAAGAAAAAUCUAAAACAGGCUUAAACAUACAGCUCUACAAGACAGCUCACAAAUAAACUGCCUAGCUGCAUUGUGCCCCUGCACUAAAACUAUUGUAAACCCAAACAAGUAGUGGUUGUCCUUUAUAGCCAUAUCAUAUUAUAGGCAAAUAAUUUUUUCUUUGGAAUUGAUUUUUGCCCUUUUGGAGGUAUCGGCAGCUUAAAUGCGAGUGUUAUAGCAGCAGUCAUGUUACCAAGCAGGCAAGGACCAUCUGACUCAAGCAUCUGUCCAGCACUUAACUUUCCUCAUUAAUAAUUUGAGGGAAUUGUCUUGUCAAAAGCAAGCAAGAAAGACAAGAGACUUUUAAAACUGUGGAGAGAGUAAAUAACUUGUGGCAUAACCCUUACAUUUAGUGUGAUCUGAUCCCCAAUUCUCUUGGCUGGGGCUAGGCUGUUGACUGGAGAGUCCAGUUUUGUGUGAUGUGCUGUUUAGGUUUUUUCUUCUUUUUCUAACUGUGAUUGGGGUUUGACUUUAUAUAGAGAAGCUGCUGUAAGAUGCCUCUUGUCAAACACAAUGCUGGAAAUUCAGUUUAAACUUUGAAAAUAGUCCAGAAAGUUAUUUAAUUCUCCAUUUUAAUGUGAGCCCUGUUUACUGUCAAUUUGUGAGACCAGGAUAGACAAACUGGCCGCUAGCUAUCCAGAUGUAAUACGCUGAGUGGCACGGUUGUCUCUCCAGUUUCUAUUCACCAUAA
Molecule: messenger RNA, 5891 nt
Organism: Polyodon spathula (Mississippi paddlefish)
Lineage: Eukaryota; Metazoa; Chordata; Actinopteri; Acipenseriformes; Polyodontidae
Product: zinc finger CCCH domain-containing protein 11A-like
Exons: 17
Coding region: 1390-4335 (981 amino acids)
Molecular function (GO): metal ion binding
Source: RefSeq, a predicted model, not a curated record